Molecule: messenger RNA, 1284 nt
Organism: Nicotiana attenuata
Lineage: Eukaryota; Viridiplantae; Streptophyta; Magnoliopsida; Solanales; Solanaceae
Product: cytochrome b561 domain-containing protein At4g18260-like
Exons: 4
Coding region: 298-1140 (280 amino acids)
Molecular function (GO): transmembrane monodehydroascorbate reductase activity
Source: RefSeq, a predicted model, not a curated record
CAUGCCCAUCAUUACAACCUAGAUUAAAUAAAGUCAAUUGGUUAUCCUUGUUUUUCAUUUGAAAUAAAUAAAAAAGCUAAGAAUGUCGUAAAGUGAAAAAUCUUCAAAAGAGUCCUUUAAUUGCUUUGCAUGGUUUAAAAAGUCCAUUUCUCACUGCAAAAAAACUUUGUUAUCUUGAGUUUCUUUUUCCAUCAAGUACUAACUUUACUGAGAAUUCAGAUUUCUCAGUACUGAAUUAGCUGCACUUUUGAAGUUAACUUGGAAUUCUGAUCUUCUUGGAUUCUGAAGAAUCGAAGAAUGAGGAAAUAUUGGCUGCCAUCUUCAAGCAUUUCUGCAGCCUUUGCUUUUAUUGUACUUCCCCAUUUCAUUGCUUGUUUAUCCAAUGAAGAAAUCCAACUCAACAGCCAGUUGAUUAGCAUCAACCAGCAUGUUCACAAGGUUAAUUCUCAUAAGACAUUUGAGAUUGAAAUUCAUGGAAUAUUGUUGUGGGCUUCAAUGGGAUUCUUGAUGCCUGCUGGAAUACUCACAAUUAGACUGUCCAACACAGAGGAGUGUAGCCCAACAAGACUCAAAGUUCUCUUCUAUGUUCACGGAAUUCUUCAGGUGCUAUCAGUGCUACUGGCUACUGCCGGAGCUGUGCUAUCAAUCAAGAGCUUUGAGAAUUUGUUCAACAACAAUCACCAAAGAAUAGGUGUAGCCCUUUAUAUUGCCAUUUAUGUCCAAUUUCUUAUGGGAUUUCGCCGGCCUAAAAGGGGAAGUAAAGGAAGAAGUGUAUGGUUCUUCUUCCAUUGGCUACUUGGAACAACAAUAUGCUUGGCCGGAAUUAUCAACACCUACACAGGCUUAACAGCCUACCAUGAAAGAACAUCUAAGCCAACAGGCCUUUGGACUAUAAUUUUUACAGCACAAAUCUCAUUCAUGGGAUUUUUCUAUCUUUUCCAAGACAAAUGGGAAUACAUACAAAAGCAAGGGGUCAAUCUUGAAAAUGUCGAAUCUAUGACACCCCAAGUGGAAAUAGUUGUUCCUCAGAGUGAUGGCCAAAAGAUGAUAAUGAGAACUGAAUCAGGACGGAAAAGCAAUGCCCUUGGGACUUACUUUUCUAGAAGCAAUGUCCUCAAUAAAUUAUUUCAACAAACUUGAAUAUAUCAUGUUUUUGGAAACUGUAAUUCCUAUUCCUCCACCUUUUUUCUUGUUUGCACUUUAUAGAUACUAGAUUUUGGUGUAUUGUUAUUUGAGGACACCAAUUAUGUGAAUGCAUCAUUACAUAGGGGGAAGGUUAUAUAU